Heteronotia binoei (common prickly gecko) is the source of this 2175-nucleotide messenger RNA. It is a transcript of the gene MSLN, whose product is annotated as mesothelin. NCBI's taxonomy places the organism in Eukaryota, Metazoa, Chordata, Lepidosauria, Squamata, Gekkonidae. Gene Ontology annotation, cellular component: cell surface. The transcript is spliced from 17 exons. The record is from RefSeq and is a predicted model, not a curated record. The coding region runs from base 1 to 2175 and encodes 724 amino acids. Gene Ontology annotation, biological process: cell-matrix adhesion.
AUGGCUGGAGGCUGGCAACUCAAGAGUCACAGGCAGGCAUCCAAGAUGGUUGCCGCUUCACUGGUCAGCAAAUUCCACGAAUUCUCUCCAGAAGUCCUGACCUCCCUGGGCCACGUGGCUGUCGGGAUCUCGGUGUCCCAGAUCGAGUUGGGGAUCCGCAACGUCUCGGCCUCCCUGCCUUUCCUGGCCAAAGUCCGGGGCUGGAAAACACACCAGGCGGAAGCCAUUUUGAGGAAGCUUUUCUAUUCCGGAUACCAGAUUCAGGAUGGAAGGAGUCUGGCAGCUCUUGGUAGCUUGGUGGUUGGCCUGGACCACAACCGCCUGCAAGGGGUACCUCCUGACACAGUCUUGGACGCCCUUCAAGUCCCCGGAUUCGCCACGCAACUGGAGCACCUGUCACCCCCCCAGAAAGCAGUGUUUGUAGAAAAGGCCGCCGUGUUUUUCGAUGACGUCAUCAAGACCGUCCAUAAUUUCAGCAGCCUCUGUUCCUCCAUCUUGCACGGUUUCACCUGCACUGCCGCCAGCAAUUUGGACACCGUGAGACUCCAAGAACUCGCCAAGGUCAUGAAAGAGAAGAAGGUCCAUCUGGGGAAAGAUCAGCUGCUCUGUCUAGUUGACAGGUUGAUGCUGCAUAAUGUUUCCCAUGAUUUCAAUGACUAUCCAGAAGACCUGGUGCUGUUUGUAAGUCCUUCUGAUUAUGGCACAAUUGGAAGCUGCAAGGAGUACUUUGCCCGUGUCGGGAAAGCCAACAUAGACGUGCUGGAGAAAGGUUCAUCCCAACGCAAGCAGCUGCUGGCGGAAGCCUUGGAUUGUCUGAAAAUCUCUGGGCCGCACGUGAGCAGGGAAAAUGCCGAAAUUCUGGGCCGCUUGGCCUGCGACCUCAGUGCCAAGUACUUUAAAACCUCCGGCAAGAAUCUGCUGAAACAGUUACCGGAGUGUCGGUCCUUCAGUCCUGACCAAGUCAAAGCUAUCCAGGCUGUCCUCUGCAGCGGAAACACUCCUCUGGGGCCCCCAUCGGAGUGGACCCCCAGCACCCUCGAAGAACUGGGCAGCUUGUUCCUCAUCUUUGAUCGCUGCAUCCUGGAAAAAAUCCCAAGGAGCGUCUUGAUGCCACGGCUGAAGUGCUUCCAACGCAAACCACACCUGCCCAGAAACGACUUGGCCACCUUAGUGAGAAAACUCCCGUCUCCCAGAUUCAGACGUUCCUCAGAUUCAGAGUGUGCACCUGGCAAAAGAGAAGUUAACGACACAAUAGCUCAGGACGAAUCUCUGCUUCUUGAGUAUACCGAUAAGGAGCUGGAUGCCUGUCUGGAUAAGGACGUCUUGAAGAGGAAUCUGAAAUACUUGUCUUCCUUUCCUUGGACUAAAGACCUGUUAAGGAAAAAACUGAAUGAGACUGGAUAUCCAGAUUCGGUACUCCGCGACCUUGGAGAAUUGCUAAGUUAUAUGGACCCAGAGGAUAUUAAAAUGUGGAAGUUCAACUCAUCUGAAACACUCGCUUCACUGCUGGAGAACGUCCCUUCGCCUGAGAAGGCUGCCGCAAUCAUCCAUCAAUAUACCGAUUCUGGGGGGCCCCUGGAUGCUGCAGCCCUGAACGUGAUUGGCACCGAAUACAUCUGCCUCCUGGAUUCAGAUCAGUUAAAGAAGAUUGAUGAAAAUGCCAUCAACGGUACUAAAUCCCUGGAUCCUUCCAGCUGCAACCAAACCACCAAAGAUAUCCUGUAUGCAAAAGCCAAGCGGGCUUUCUCAGACCGACACAACCCCCCGCAAUAUUAUGACCUCAUCAAGCCAUACCUGGGAGGGGCUCCCGGAGUCGAUCUGAGAGCCCUCAGCAAAGAUGGUGUCGACAUGGACAUCAGCACGUUCAUGGGGCUGAAUAAGUGUGCCAUCCUGGACCUAAAGUCUUCCGAUGUCGAAGGCUUGCUGGGAAGGAACCUGCCGGAUCUAAAGAACAAGGAAAACGAAUCCCCUGUCAAAGACUGGAUUGCCAGACAGAAGCAAUCGGAACUGGACCAGCUGGGCAUUGGACUCAGGGGUGGGACUCCAGGAGGAUAUAUAAAUAUCACACCCAUCAAUAAAAGACCUCCCAAGACAUCCGGGGCUGCUGACGCCCUCAGCCUGCAUCUCUUCCCCUCGCUUCUCCUGACUCUGUCGCUGAGCGCCUUCCUUUCAUAA